AUGGAUAAUGGUCAGUUGAGUGGUGUUGUUUUCCUUGAUAUUAGAAAAGCUUUUGAUUCUAUUGACCAUACAAUCUUAUUGCAAAAGAUGAAUGAUCAAUUUGGAAUAAAAAAUGUGGAACUAACUAAUAGAGAGCAAGCAUGCAUUGUCAACGGUGCAAUGUCAUCACCUAAAACGAUUGUGUGCGGAGUUCCGCAGGGAUCAAUUCUUGGUCCCUUGCUGUUUUUAUUAUAUAUUAAUGAUUCACCCGAAUGCCUCGAAAAAACUUCGCCACACCUAUACGCUGAUGAUACUCAAAUUCCUACUUCUGCCAAAACUAUUGAGGAACUUACUGAAAAUCUAAAUAAUGACCUGAAAAAAGUCCGGUGA
This is a messenger RNA of Paramuricea clavata, 369 nucleotides long. The record is from the annotation of a GenBank genome assembly. NCBI's taxonomy places the organism in Eukaryota, Metazoa, Cnidaria, Anthozoa, Malacalcyonacea, Plexauridae.